Molecule: messenger RNA, 741 nt
Organism: Porites lobata
Lineage: Eukaryota; Metazoa; Cnidaria; Anthozoa; Scleractinia; Poritidae
Source: the annotation of a GenBank genome assembly
AUGUCUCCAGAUCGUUUUGAACACCAGUUAUCUCUUGUUACACCACUUAUUUCGAGGAAGUCAACGAAACUUAGAUCACCCAUCUCAGCUGCUGAAAGACUCACCCUCAGUUACGCUACUUGGCAACAGGUGACUCGCAGCAAUCCCAGUCAUUUAACUUUCAAAUUGGUAGAUCAACGGUGUCAAACAUUAUUAGAGAAACCCGUGACGCGAUCUGGACGCAACUACGUGAAACGUGUCUCUACACCCAAAAGUCCUCAGGAAUGGAAAAGGAUUUCCGAAGAAUUUUCUUCUGUGUGGAAUUUUCCACAUUGCAUUGGAGCUGGGAAUGGAAAGCACGUGGUUAUCGACUGCCCAGAGAAUACUGGGUCCAACUUCUUUAAUGACAAAGGUGCCUUUAGCAUUGUGCUGUUGGCUUAUGGAGAUGUAAAUUACUGUUUUACGGCUGUGGACGUAGGACAGUAUGGUAGUGGCAAUGAUUCUGGUGCAUUUGUUAACUCCGAUAUUAGCAAAGCGUUUGAGAGUAACAGUUUCAAUGUCCCAGAAGCUGAACACGUGCAAGGGUGUGCUGACAAACUACCAUAUGUCACUGUGGUUGAUGAAGGGUUGUCAUUAAAACAGUAUCAAAUGCGCUCUUAUCCUGGUAAAGAUCUCAUGGAGGAACGUGCAAUUUUUAACUGUUGGUUAUCCCGAGCAAGAAGAAUUAUUGAAAACAUCUUUGGGAUUCUCGUUGCACGAUAG